This is a messenger RNA of Microtus ochrogaster (prairie vole), 1843 nucleotides long. It is a transcript of the gene Rbm3, whose product is annotated as RNA binding motif protein 3. The coding region runs from base 112 to 600 and encodes 162 amino acids. Gene Ontology annotation, molecular function: RNA binding. Lineage: Eukaryota; Metazoa; Chordata; Mammalia; Rodentia; Cricetidae. The record is from RefSeq and is a predicted model, not a curated record. The transcript has 6 exons.
CGCUUUAUCAGGCGUCUUCCCGCGCGACUGCCUCUCUGUUCUCCCGGUUCCUCAGAGCCUGCUGUGUCUCCGGCCUUUUCGCUUUUAAUUUUCCAGGAUUUACAUUCUGCCAUGUCUUCUGAAGAGGGGAAACUCUUCGUGGGAGGGCUCAACUUCAACACCGAUGAGCAGGCACUCGAAGACCACUUCAGCAGCUUUGGGCCUAUCUCUGAGGUGGUUGUUGUCAAGGACCGGGAGACUCAAAGAUCCCGGGGUUUUGGCUUCAUCACCUUCACCAACCCGGAACAUGCCUCAGACGCCAUGAGAGCCAUGAAUGGAGAGUCUCUGGAUGGUCGCCAGAUCCGUGUGGACCAUGCAGGCAAGUCUGCCCGGGGAACCAGAGGGGGUGCCUUUGGGGCCCAUGGGCGCGGUCGCAGCUACUCUAGAGGUGGUGGAGACCAGGGCUAUGGAAGUGGAAGAUACGACAGUAGACCUGGAGGAUAUGGGUACGGCUAUGGCCGGUCUAGAGACUACAGUGGCAGGUGGAUGAAGACUCAGGAACUUCCCAGAAUUCUGCCUCACCCACUGAGCCAGGCCCAGAUUAUGGGGCAUUGUGGCUAACCCCACCAGGUGGGUACUUGGUCCGAGGAAGCACUCUAUGCUGGGCCUUUGGGGAAGAAAGGUGGUGGGAACUGCCUUGAAGGUGGGGGGAUGGGAAGGAAAGGCACUCAGUGUCAUCUGGGGUAGUAUUAAAUAAUCAGCCAUGAAAUGACUUCAGCUGAGUGAUUUUUCUGUGGGAAGGUGUCCAUAUAUGAUCAACAAAGGCCAUAAAUAAAAUAAUCCUCUGAUUCUAUAACAGUUGCUCCACUUUCCAGAUAGUGAACUGUAUUAUAAUAAUUUAGCUGUGUAAAGUCUAUGUCUCAGUGCUAAUUGAUGUGAGACAAAGGGCCCGGAAGGCCCACUGCAGAACAGAGUUUGGCAAAACUCAGAUUUGAGGUUCAAAACUCAAAUCUCCCCUGUGUAAGGGCUUGGACCUAGAGUCAAAGUAGCAAAUGCCAUAGUCAAAGCACCUUGGUGCUGGAAUUAUAGGAAUGUAAUAUACCAUUCUGGGGACUGAGCCUAUGGCUUGCUGCACACUAAGAUAGCUGCGUUCUAUGAACUGAGCUAUAUCCUUCCAGCUUCCAAAAAUAGUAUUUCUAGGCCCUGCUUCUCAGUUUUCAGCAUUUAAAAUGGAAACUGCUUACAUCAGUAGGUGGGUUUAAAUGGAAAAGUGUCUAAAAUGGACAUGCCCCUUGCCCACAUUUUACAUUGAGGGGAUGUAGAAUGUAUUCUAUUUUUCCUAAGGCAUUGGAUGAAAGUAAGUUCGGUGAUUACUUAGGGCAUGUGAAAACAUUUGGUGACAAUUAACUGAUACCCUGAUUUUUGCCUGUUUAUCAAAAUGAAGCCUCCUAGGCCCUUCUCAGCUGCAAGCCUCUCCCCUUCUUCAGCGAAGGCUAUCACUUAUUUUCAAUUCAUGGUUCACAAAGAUCUAAAAUAUACUUCAGGAGGUAAGACCGGACAAGGGUGUUUGUAACCAUUACCCACUUAGCAUGAUUACAGUAAGGCUCUUAAUGAUGGUUUUUGAGGAACUGCCCUAGAUCCUAUAUAGUGAAAUCCCAAAUAAAGCUUUCUUAAUAUGCUGGUGUUUUUCAUUUGGGGGACGGUUUUGCUCGAGGUUGAAUUCAAGGCAAGGCCUUGGUAUGUGUGAACCCUGACAUUUUACUAAUCUUGUACUGUAUGAGUGGAAAAUCAUCAGGAAUUGGGUUUCUGUGGUUUUUAUUUACUAUGUAUACAGUGUACUGCCUGCAUGUAUGCCUGCAGGACA